Branchiostoma floridae (Florida lancelet) is the source of this 1054-nucleotide messenger RNA. Its product is annotated as peptidoglycan-recognition protein SC2-like. The record is from RefSeq and is a predicted model, not a curated record. The transcript has 2 exons. NCBI's taxonomy places the organism in Eukaryota, Metazoa, Chordata, Leptocardii, Amphioxiformes, Branchiostomatidae. Gene Ontology annotation, biological process: peptidoglycan catabolic process. Gene Ontology annotation, molecular function: zinc ion binding; N-acetylmuramoyl-L-alanine amidase activity. The coding region runs from base 134 to 736 and encodes 200 amino acids.
ACAGACGGGUCUGGUUCAUUCAGACAGAAGGGACUCAGGUCUACGAUUUGCUGUCCUUUUUUUUUACAGAAGUGGGAUCAUACUUGUCUAGCAUUUGCUUCGCAACGCCAAGCGCUUUCCUCCCCACCCGACCAUGAAGCUUCUGUCCCUGAUUCUCGUUGUUGUCCCGGCUUGUGUCCUGGGUCAGUCCGCCUGUGACCGACUGAGUAUGGUCAGCAGGGCCGGCUGGGGCGCACUCCCUCCCAGGAAAACCACUUCACUCAGCCACCCGACCCCAAAGGUUGUGAUCCACCACAGUGACAGGUAUUUGAGGCAUCUGUUCAACUGGGGAGGGUACAGCGACCAGGAAGAGUACAUGGACAGGGUGAGGGAAAUCCAAACCAGCCAUAUGAACGACAGGGACCCGCCAUAUGACGACAUUGGUUACAACUUCCUUAUCGACGGGUACGGUAACGUGUACGUGGGGCGUGGAUGGGACAACAAAGGCUCACACACGCCCUGUUGUAACUCCAUCGCCAUCGGCAUCAACUUCCUCGGGUACUUCGAAGAUGACCUCCCGACUAGUGCAGCUCUGGAGGCCGGGAAAAACCUGAUCGCCUGCGGGGUGGCGAUGGGGAAGAUCAGGAGGGGAUACGUCCUGAACUGUCACUCCGAUCUCGGGUCCAGCAGUGGGGACACAGACUGUCCUGGGGCAGCUCUCUGCCGCUACGCUAAGGGACACUUCGCUGGCCUGUAGAUUUUAUGGUAUAGUUUGUGGCCACAUGUGCACGUACUACAUGUUUACGAUUGUGUCUUCCCAUGUAGUUAAGUUGCUAGGAAAUCUUUUUGUGUGUUUGUGUCGUUAACAUAGCAGUUGUGUGCUUCUAUGCUUAGGGACACUUCGCUGGUCUGUAGAAUUAAUACAACAGUUUGUGGCAACAAGUCAAACGUAUCUUACGAUAUUGUCUCAAGUUCCCUAAAGUUGCAAGAUAGAUUUUUUUGUAUGUGGUCAACAUACUUCUUCACGUCAGCUUGGUGAUUAAAACAUUAACAAGAAUGAAAACAAUCUGACUCC